AUGGCAAAUCGCAAAAAACAUCUCGAAUUCUUGCAGCUAGCAAGUACUCUGGAUUUUGCCGACCCCGGGAAAUCAGACUUCCGCAUGUUUGAGGACAAAUUCAAAACCAGUAGGUCCGAUUAUGACGAACUACUACAUACGCUUGCCACGGCGAGUUCCACGGCCUUUGACAAUUACAAAGGCGAUGACCUCCUUCGGUGGCUCCUCCACCGUGAAGACGGCUGCAGCCUGCUCCACGUCAAGACCAAGAGCGGCAACAAAACGACGCCCAUCCACGCGGCCAUCUCGUCCAAAAACCAUGGUUUUCUGGAGAGCGUCUUGUCCAUUGCAGAGGAAUCUAUCCGGGAGAAGUCGGACCUGCAUAUCGAGAUCGUCACCGCGUUGCGCACUCGGAACCAGAUCAUAGGCACAUACACGUGCCUGCACGCUAGCAUCAUGGAGAAGCUUCCCUGUGUCGAACGGAUGGUGGAACUGUGCGCCCAAGUUGAGGGACAAGUCGACGGACGAGAUGAAGGACCAGCCGAGAACCGGCUUGUCAAAAUCAUUCAGACCCGAGGUAUUACAGAGCAGUGGAUAGGUCCGAAGCACGACCAAAAGAUCGAGCCCAUCUUCUUGAUGCGUGACAUCUUGAACAACACGGCAUUGCAUUUGCUGAUGGAAACGAAGUCCAAGUCGUGGCCUGCCCGGGAAAAGCGGUAUGCCGCUGGCGAUGCUGGCACCUCCAAUGCAGCUCGGAGCAAGGUUGUGCGGAACAGCGACGAAUUCGUGCCUCUCAGGGUCAUCGAGACGCUCGAAAAAAGCCUGGGCCCCUCAAUGGGCGAGCUGUGGACAGCCAUCAACGAUGAUGGCCUGUCGCCCUUCAAAAAGCGCCUCGACGGCGUUGAGACCGAGGACGACGAUGCCGACUUCCAGCGAAAACUGAGAAAGAAGAUCCUGAAUUCUCUGACGGAAAUUCCGAAGCUGAAGAGGGCGUUAUAUGGGACCAAAGAGAAAGAGCUCUGUCUAGACAUGUCCGACUUCAAUCAAUCGUCGCACGACUUCAAGAUCUUUGUAGAUGAGCUCAAACACUCCACGGACAAGGGGCUCCUGUUUGAAGAGUGCCUGCUCUCCGUUUUUCUCCCUGACCUCAACACUUUCAGGAAAGCGACGCCGCACGACGGUGUCAGGGACUUGUUUGAGUGGCUGAGGAACGAGGGCAACGUCAAGCGAAUCAAAUCUCUCAACAUCCCUGACAGCACGACGCUGCCAAUGAGUGAUGAGCUCGUAUCAGAGGCCAUCAUCGACGUCUUCGAGGUUGAGAAGUUUGACUGGCGCAAGCUCGACAUUAACCUCGACAUUCUGGUGCGCUCGAAGCACCGUGACGAAUUCACCAACCUCACCUUGUAUUCUACCGGCAACUACAGCGUCAUGCACCACUGGAUCAGCCCUGAGGGUCUGGAAAAACUGACUAGUCUACGCAAAGUGACCAUCGAAAUCAUGGCUUUGGAUGAAUUGCACUCCGAGGCUCAUGAGAGCAUGCUAACCAUCCUUUGUGAAAAGCAACCCGAACAGGCCCAAACCCGGCAUGCUUUACUCGUGGACGAGUAUGCAAAGAAACUGACCACGAGAUUGGAGGCGAUGAGAGAAAAGAAGAAGAAGCAAAAUCCACCAAUCGACUUUACUUACAUCAUCAAUACCAACGCCAAGUGGGACUUCCCUGUCCUGCAAUACCCAACGAAGCCAUUAGAGGAAAAGCUCGAGCUUCUCACCAAGUUGGAAACUUGCCGGAAGUUCCUCGGAGACAUGAAGAAACGUUCCGAAUACGAGCGGUUCGAGGCGCGGUUCCAGCUGCUCAAGCACAAGCCAGGGGAGAUGGACCGCUCGAGGCUUAUCAAGGUCGCCAUCAUCGACAACGGGGCCGACAAGUUCCGCAAAAAGAUCCGUGACGUUAUCGAGAAGGGCGUUUCCUACGUCAAGGCCGAUUAUGAGAGUGCGGAUCGAAUCCUACCGUGGUGGAUGGUCUCGGAUGCCCACGGUACGCAGAUGGCCUAUCUGAUCGCCAACGCCAAUCCCUGGUGCCGGCUCUAUAUUGCUCGUGUGGGCAAAAGCCGCAGAGACAUCCUUCCAGAGGACGCGGUACAGGCUGUCCGGUGGGCUAUCGACCAAGGGGUGGACAUCAUCUCCAUCAGCUGGAUCACCAAAAGCGAGUUCCCCGAACUCAAGCAGGCCAUCGAAGACGCCACCAAACACGCGCUGGUCUUCUGUUCCACGGCUGACGAAGGGAGCUGGGCGAACCGCGUCUACCCGGCCUGCUACCCCGGCACCGUGCGCGUCUCGGCCACCGACAAGUACGGAAACUUGAUGCCCACGUCGGACAAGGAUGCCAUAAACAUCCCUGUUCCCGGUCAGGACAUUCCCGCCUUCGGCCCGUCGUAUAUGGGUGCGGGAAUAGCCUGGGGAACGGUGUCCGGCUCGUCGGUUGCCACAGCUCUGGCGGCAGGUAUCGCGUCGCUUGCCCUCCUGCUGCUGCAGGUAUUCAACGACGUGAACCGCGAUAAACUGGAGCACGAGGGCUUUUACAAAAACGAAAAAAUUGUGCGCGUGCUCUCACGCAUCACCGACUCCGAGAAGUAUCCUUCUCUCUUCCCGACGCGUGCCACCGACCAGGACGAGCUUCCCAAGAGGUGGAAUAUUAGUGAAUUUACCUGA
This is a messenger RNA of Fonsecaea nubica, 2688 nucleotides long. RefSeq lists its product as hypothetical. Gene Ontology annotation, molecular function: serine-type endopeptidase activity. Lineage: Eukaryota; Fungi; Ascomycota; Eurotiomycetes; Chaetothyriales; Herpotrichiellaceae. The transcript has 6 exons. The record is from RefSeq and is a predicted model, not a curated record. The coding region runs from base 1 to 2688 and encodes 895 amino acids. Gene Ontology annotation, biological process: proteolysis.